GGGCCAACUGCCGGGCGACCUCGCCCGGUGCUGAGUGUAGCCGUCCUCUUCCCAGCGCGGCGGCUGGGCUCAAGCUCGUUCUCUCUCGAGCACCGGAGGAAUCCGCAGCCCCACCAGACCCGCUGAGGUCGCGACGCCGGCGUCGGCUGCGGCUGCGACGGCCCCGGGACCGCGUGAGGCUCCGGGGUCGCGGCGGCGAUUGGCCGGCUGCGGCGCUCGCUCCCAGAAUGCAGCGCAUGGCGCGUCAUUGAAGAGAGACCAUGAUGGCGGCGGCGCUGGGGCCCCCAGAAGUGAUCGCUCAGCUGGAGAACGCGGCCAAAGUUUUGAUGGCACCACCUUCCAUGGUCAAUAAUGAACAACGCCAGCAUGCAGAGCACAUAUUCUUAUCAUUUAGGAAAUCAAAAUCACCAUUUGCAGUUUGCAAGCAUAUUUUGGAAACUAGUAAAGUGGACUACGUCCUUUUCCAAGCUGCCACAGCCAUCAUGGAAGCAGUUGUCCGAGAGUGGAUUCUCUUGGAAAAGGGCAGCAUCGAGUCACUGCGGACAUUCCUCUUAACCUAUGUCUUACAGAGGCCCAACCUCCAAAAGUAUGUUCGGGAACAGAUUCUAUUAGCAGUAGCAGUAAUUGUCAAGCGAGGAUCAUUAGAUAAAUCAAUUGACUGCAAAAGCAUUUUUCAUGAAGUUAGCCAAUUGAUAAGUAGUGGCAAUCCCACUGUGCAAACGCUGGCCUGUUCUAUUCUAACUGCACUGUUGAGUGAAUUCUCAAGUUCAAGUAAAACUAGCAACAUUGGACUGAGUAUGGAAUUCCAUGGUAACUGCAAAAGAGUUUUCCAGGAAGAAGACCUUCGCCAGAUCUUCAUGUUGACCGUUGAAGUUCUGCAGGAGUUCAGCAGGCGGGAGAACCUCAAUGCACAGAUGUCUUCAGUGUUUCAGCGUUACCUUUCACUUGCCAAUCAAGUCUUGAGCUGGAACUUUCUUCCUCCAAAUUUGGGCAGACAUUAUAUAGCUAUGUUUGAAUCCUCACAAAAUGUGCUGCUGAAGCCAACAGAGACCUGGCGGGAGACUCUUCUGGACAGCAGAGUUAUGGAACUUUUCUUCACAGUACAUCGAAAAAUCAGAGAAGAUUCAGAUAUGGCACAAGAUUCUCUGCAGUGCCUUGCCCAGUUAGCUUCUCUUCAUGGACCCAUCUUCCCCGAUGAAGGAUCCCAAGUUGACUAUCUAGCACACUUCAUUGAGGGAUUACUGAAUACCAUAAAUGGAAUUGAAAUAGAAGAUUCUGAAGCUGUGGGACUCUCCAGCAUUAUCAGCAAUCUGAUAACUGUGUUCCCUCGAAAUGUUUUAACUGCCAUUCCCAGUGAACUUUUCUCCUCCUUUGUUAACUGCCUCACACACCUCACUUGUUCUUUUGGGCGAAGUGCUGCAUUGGAAGAAGUGCUCGAUAAGGAUGACAUGGUGUACAUGGAAGCAUAUGAUAAGUUGCUGGAGUCCUGGCUAACUUUGGUCCAAGAUGACAAGCAUUUCCAUAAAGGCUUUUUUACCCAGCAUGCAGUUCAAGUUUUCAAUUCCUAUAUUCAGUGCCACCUAGCUGCUCCAGAUGGCACACGGAAUUUGACUGCCAAUGGCGUGGCCUCUCGUGAGGAAGAAGAAAUAAGUGAACUUCAAGAAGAUGAUCGAGACCAGUUUUCUGAUCAACUAGCCAGUGUAGGAAUGCUAGGAAGAAUUGCUGCAGAUCACUGUAUACCUCUUCUGACAAGUUUAUUAGAAGAAAGAGUAACAAGACUCCAUGGUCAGUUACAGCGACAUCAGCAGCAAUUACUUGCUUCACCUGGCUCAAGCAGCAUUGACAACAAAAUGCUUGAUGAUCUCUAUGAAGAUAUCCACUGGCUUAUUUUAGUUACAGGCUACCUCUUAGCUGAUGAUACUCAGGGAGAGACUCCGCUAAUACCUCCAGAAAUAAUGGAAUAUUCCAUUAAGCAUUCAUCUGAAGUUGACAUUAAUACAACACUUCAAAUUUUGGGAUCUCCAGGAGAAAAGGCUUCUUCCAUCCCAGGGUACAACAGAACAGAUUCUGUGAUUAGGCUGUUAUCUGCUGUUUUAAGAGUUUCAGAAGUUGAAUCUCGAGCAAUACGAGCAGAUCUCACUCAUCUACUAAGCCCUCAAAUGGGCAAAGAUAUUGUUUGGUUUCUAAAACGCUGGGCCAAGACUUAUCUCCUGGUGGAUGAAAAACUAUAUGAUCAGAUAAGUCUACCAUUCAGCACAGCAUUUGGAGCAGAUACAGAGGGUUCUCAGUGGAUUAUUGGCUACCUCUUACAAAAAGUCAUCAGUAACCUCUCAGUCUGGAGUAGUGAGCAGGACCUUGCAAAUGAUACUGUGCAGCUCCUUGUCACUUUGGUGGAAAGAAGAGAAAGGGCAAACUUAGUAAUUCAGUGUGAAAACUGGUGGAAUCUAGCUAAGCAAUUUGCAAGUAGAAGCCCACCUCUUAAUUUCCUGUCAAGUCCGGUGCAGAGGACACUGAUGAAGGCUCUGGUUUUGGGAGGUUUUGCACAUAUGGACACAGAAACCAAACAACAGUAUUGGACAGAGGUUCUUCAGCCACUUCAGCAGCGGUUCUUGAGAGUGAUCAACCAAGAAAACUUUCAGCAGCUGUGUCAGCAAGAAGAAGUCAAGCAGGAGAUCACUGCCACACUGGAGGCCCUGUGUGGCAUUGCAGAGGCUACUCAGAUCGACAACGUAGCCAUUCUUUUCAAUUUUUUAAUGGACUUCCUUACCAAUUGCAUUGGGUUGAUGGAAGUUUACAAAAAUACCCCAGAGACUGUCAACCUCAUUAUAGAAGUUUUUGUUGAAGUUGCACAUAAACAGAUAUGCUAUCUUGGAGAGUCCAAAGCUAUGAACUUAUAUGAAGCCUGCCUUACUUUGUUGCAAGUAUAUUCUAAGAAUAAUUUAGGACGGCAAAGAAUAGAUGUUACAGCGGAGGAAGAACAGUACCAAGACCUGCUGCUUAUUAUGGAGCUUCUUACUAACCUUCUGUCAAAAGAGUUUAUAGAUUUCAGUGACACAGAUGAAGUGUUCAGAGGACAUGAACCAGGUCAAACAGCAAACAGAUCUGUGUCUGCAGCUGAUGUUGUUUUGUAUGGAGUAAACCUAAUUCUCCCCUUGAUGUCACAAGAUCUUUUGAAGUUUCCAACCCUUUGUAAUCAAUACUACAAAUUAAUCACAUUUAUCUGUGAGAUUUUUCCUGAAAAAAUACCACAGCUUCCUGAGGAUCUGUUUAAAAGUCUGAUGUACUCCCUAGAACUAGGAAUGACAUCAAUGAGUUCGGAGGUUUGCCAGCUCUGCCUGGAGGCCUUGACACCGUUAGCUGAACAGUGUGCAAAAGCACAAGAAACAGAUUCACCACUUUUUCUAGCAACUCGGCACUUUCUUAAGCUGGUUUUUGAUAUGCUCGUUUUGCAAAAGCACAACACUGAGAUGACCACUGCGGCAGGUGAAGCUUUCUACACGUUGGUGUGUUUGCACCAGACUGAAUAUUCUGAACUGGUGGAGACAUUACUGUCAAGUCAGCAAGACCCAGUUAUUUACCAGAGAUUAGCAGAUGCCUUCAACAAGCUUACUGCAAGCAGCACUCCUCCUACGCUGGAUCGGAAGCAGAAGAUGGCCUUCCUCAAAAGUUUAGAAGAAUUUAUGGCAAAUGUUGGUGGUCUCCUUUGUGUAAAAUAAACAAAACUAUGUGCUUAAUUUAGAUCCUUUUGCAAAGUGCACUGAAUUGCUGAAAGUUGACUUGAAUCUUGUCCUGUUCCUCAGUUCAUUUGGCCAUUUUGGAUUUUGGAGAGCCUGAAACUUUGAUACCGAAUGCAGUGAAACAGGAGAGGUCAACUUUGAAUCAGCUUCUGCCGUUAGGUGUUAGCCAUGAUCUGUCAUAUACGUGUCUUCUAGAUUUUGAAUGGUGAUUUAAAAUUUUCAAAAUGCAAUUCCAUAUAUGUGCAAACAGAUAUGGGCACCAUGAAAUGCAUAUUCAGUGCCUUUUUCCCAUUCUUCAAAACAGGUGGCUAGCCAAAGUUAGAAUCUGUUAUUGAAUAUUAGGUGGAUCUGUUCUGGGCAAUAUUUCUCAAAAUAUUUUCCACAGAUCACCUGCCUCACUUAAGGAACCAGAUUCUUGGGCCCAAUUGUAGAUUUUCAUUAGAAUCUCGGUUACUGGGUCCUGGAGUCUUCAUUUUAAUAAUAAUCUCCCCUUCAUUCAAAAACCCCAGAAUUUUGAAGCAAUGCAAGAGACAUUGGAAACUCUUUCCUCCCUCCCUUCAAUGCCUAGGCUUGUAAUUAAGCAGGAAGAAAGAUGAUCACCAAGUUUUCAUUGGCUUCUCUUUUCGUGUGUGUGUGUGUGUGUGUGUCUGUCUGUCUGUCUGUCUGUCUCUCCUCCCUCUUCCCCCUUUCCCUACCUCCUCCGCUUCCCCACAUACCUGAUGUUGCAAGUUUUGUGUGUAAUUAUUGUAGAUCUCUAAUCAUACUCUGAUACCUGAACGUAAGAGGGAAAAUAUGUGUGUAUUUUUGUUCCGAAAAAAGAACUUUAGGAACUGUAGCCAUUUCAUUGCCUUAAUUUUAAGAGGGAAAUACAAAAACAGAGAAGAUUUGUCUGAAAGUAAGAAAUCAAGUCUUGAUGCUUCAGAGCUGGCUUAGGGUGUUGACUGCUGUGAGCCUGUGGCCCCUUUGAUCAUGUACUCAUGUGGGUUUCUGAGUGAAAUGAAAGGCAUGGCCGGUGUAGUUGAUUUCAGUAUGUUUCUAUCCAGCAACAUAGCCCAUAUCUACUCCGAAUUGCUUGCUUAAGCAAUAACUUUUUAAAGGAUGUGAAUUACUGAUUCACACAGACUAUUGCACAUUGGGGCAUUAGGGGCAAUAAUUAUGCUAAACUGGGUGUUAACCCUCAUGUCACAAGAGCUACACAAAUUUAAUGUCAGAGAUUAAAAUAGUCACUUUAGCUGGGGGUGGUGGCAUAGGCCAGUAAUCCCAGCACUUGGGAGGCAGAAGCAGGAGGAUCUUGAGUUCGAGUCCAGCUUGGGCUACAUAGUAAAUUCUAGGCCAGCUGUGGCUCAAAAAAAAAAAUUGGGGGUCUUCUAGUUUGAUCUUUUUAAUUAGGAUUUUUAUACUGCUGCCAUGCUCCCCUUAAUUCUGUGCCAGCUUAAAUAAUGGAAAUGAGCCACUGAAACUGCCCAUUGCAAUACCAGAGUCACAGGGACAAGUAGAGGACUCUGGCACAGGUGCAUCUGAGACUGCCAUGGAGGGGCAAGCUUUCUCCUCCUCAUACUCUUGACAGCUAUCUGCUAAAUCAUCCUGCAGGUACAGUUUUUAUGCCUGAAUUGCACAUAGCAUGUACAUCUUUACAUGCGAUGCUCUGUAAAACUUUAACUCUGUGCUACCAGUUCUGUUUAACAAAACUGGAGGAUUUAAGUCACAUCACACCUGGCUGGCGACCACAGGAGGUAUGAGUGAAAGAAAGGCCUAAUACCUUCUGAGGAUAUUUUCUCUUAAUUUGAUCACCACUCAGCAACAAUAAAAGGUGGAGCAAAAACACCUUAAAAUGCUGCUAGAAAGAAAACCAGUAUCACUCUUCAUGAAUAAGCAUUGAUUAUUCAGUUAUUUUCCUUAAAAGAACUUAACAUGACAUGCAGCAGUAAUCAUCUUGUUUUGCCUUCGUCCUGGUGUUUUGUGUUGCCUGGCUUCCUUGAGCUUCCUCAGCAGUUGUUACUGCUUCUGUGUGUGAAAUAAAUAGAGUCCUUUUGCCAAAGGGCACUGAGACACACAGCGGACUGCAUAGAUCCACAGGUCAGGACAAAACUGUAAUCAAGUUGUUACUAAAGGUAAAGCUGAGUAGGAAAGGAAUGCCUUGGCAAGUUAGACUUACAUACAGAUCACAAUACAUUUGCUAGAUUUUGCCCUGAUCCUAUUGUGGUACUGCCAUUUUAUUAGGCCAGUUUUAAUUAAAAGAAAAUGGACUUUAGAUUGGACCAAAUAAUGCUUAAGAGCUCACCAGAAUGUUGAGUAGUGGCAAAUGGGAAAUGACACCAUCAUAUGCUAGGUAGCAGUGUCUACUUCAUCAGUGGACAAACUCUUUAGGGUGUGAUGAUUUGCUUGCCUGAUUGCAUAUUGUUGAGUCUGGUUCUUUUGUUUUACUAUGUCCAGUUCUGUCUUUAGCUAUGUUUAUUAGCUCUUCAGAUUUUAUUUUUGCUUAAUGCUCUUGACCCAGUGGGUAUUGAGAACACUGGCUUAAUUCUAGUUUUUCUAAUUAAAAUUGACGUUAGGUUGUUGAAAGAUCUUUUGAAACAAAAACAUUAUUUGUACCCUUUUUGAAUAUAUGUUAAAGGGGCACUGUCAGGUAUUUUUAAAGAUUUUUCUGUUUUAAAUUGCUGUUGUUUUUUGUAGUAUCCUCGAUAGCCUGUAGUUUUCCAUAUAUCCUUUGUUCAGUUUUUGCCUCAUUUUGUGUUCCUUGAUCCAUUUGUUUCCCAAGACACAAUCACUAAGGACUUUGUAUGCCUACAGUUGGUAUUAAUGUAACAGUACCUGUAAUUAUGUUCUUGUAGCUCUGUUAAAAAAGGGUGGUUUCAUUGCUGUCCUUGUUCUGGGCAGGUGGCUGCCUGGAUAGCUCCAGUGUUUGACAGUGUCCUUUCAAACAGUUAAUUGGGGUCUUUCUGCCUGCCUCCUAUUCUGUUCAAAGACAGUAGCAUGUGAAUAUUACUCUGUUGAGUUUUCCUCAAGUACAAAGUAUGAUAAUACUGUGUAUAAACAAACUUUCCAAUUUUUUUCAAACUGAUUUUAAGAAUUGAAUCUUAAUGUAAAUUGCAUCUAAUGACAUUACUCUGUUGAGAUGGAUGAUUACUACUUUUCUUUUUUAUGAUUUUCAUGUUAAACAUCUAUAUAAUUUUCCUCAAUCAGCAUUACUGAACACUUCCUUUAUUGUCUUUGAUUGAACUUUCUCUUUUACCAAAAAUACCAAGUCUUCAUAAUCCUAACUUCACUGUAUCUCCUAUUUCUAUUAAUACUUUCACGGACGUCUCAAGUAUUAAAGGGAAGGUAGCAGUCAGUUUCAAGUAUUUCAAGUUCGAGUCUCUAGUAUACAGUGUUGGUUAAUCCCUAAAAAAUAUUAUUUCACCUGUUACAAUUUUACUUGUAUUUUGUUUGCCACCUCUGUUGUGAGAGGCAGUUGUAAUCGUACCUUACUAAGUUAGCUGUCUCUGACCAGUAAUUGUCAUUAUUGGUUCCUGAAUAAAAUAGUAAUUUUUUGAGUCAGAAGGAACCUCAGUCCUUAGGAGUUCUUUGUUUUUUUUUUAACUCAGAGAGUAAGAAACAGGUUUGGAAAUGAGGUUUUAACAUAAUAUUCUGUAAAUGUUUCUACAAAGCAACAUAGAUAAUGAGGAUAUAAUAUUUUAAAUUAUUUUUAAUUGUACAUGGAUAUUCUCUGACUUGGUAACUAUGUUCUGAAAACACUGUACUUAAGAAUUCUUUAAAAGUUGAUUUUCUAAAAUUGAAAAAUGCCCACAUUUGUCAGGCGCCUGUGACUCACAACUAUAAUUCUAUCUACUUGGGAGGCAGAGAUCAGGAAUAUCCCAGUUUGAGGCCAGCCAAGGCAAAUAGUUCUCAAGACCCUAUCCUAAAAUACCCAAUACCA
Castor canadensis (American beaver) is the source of this 7653-nucleotide messenger RNA. RefSeq names its product exportin 4 (gene Xpo4). Gene Ontology annotation, cellular component: nuclear pore; cytoplasm. Gene Ontology annotation, molecular function: nuclear export signal receptor activity. Lineage: Eukaryota; Metazoa; Chordata; Mammalia; Rodentia; Castoridae. The record is from RefSeq and is a predicted model, not a curated record. Gene Ontology annotation, biological process: protein export from nucleus.